Messenger RNA from Phymastichus coffea, 3052 nucleotides. RefSeq names its product homeobox protein B-H1-like. Bases 240 to 1328 code for a protein of 362 amino acids. Gene Ontology annotation, cellular component: nucleus. The record is from RefSeq and is a predicted model, not a curated record. Gene Ontology annotation, molecular function: DNA-binding transcription factor activity, RNA polymerase II-specific; RNA polymerase II transcription regulatory region sequence-specific DNA binding. The transcript has 3 exons. NCBI's taxonomy places the organism in Eukaryota, Metazoa, Arthropoda, Insecta, Hymenoptera, Eulophidae. Gene Ontology annotation, biological process: regulation of transcription by RNA polymerase II.
AGAAGCAGCUGUAACAGCGAGCGGGCGAGCGAUCUAGGGCCGAGGGAUUCGUGAACUGGAAGGGAGAGAGCGCGCGCGUGUGUGUCGUGGAUAUUUAUUGCGGUAGUGAGUUGGUUCGUUGCGCGGAGCAAGACAGCGCGGGAAAAUCGGAGAAAUAAGACAUAGAAACUGUGCACAAUAGACUGCAGUGCAGUAUUGGCUGCAGCCGCUAGCCAUCGUUCAAAAUUCCGUCCCGCAAGAUGACGGUCCAUCAUCAGCGGCCCAGCCACCACGUGCCCGCUCUUAAUGGCCUGAAUCUGAGUCGCGUCGGCGCCGCUCACGCCAGUCAGACCCUCGGCAACAAUAUCGUGAACGACAGAGCCGACGCCGCAACAACCAUGCCGCACAGGUCGAGCUUUAUGAUAACCGAUAUCCUUGCCUCGGCGUCCAGUCCGCAAAGUCAAGAAUCGCCGAAUAGCCCGCCGUCCACACCGCGAGACUUGAGUGUUCGGCAAUGGAGAGCGUCGUCGAAUAAUAAUCACGACGAGGACAGCGACGCAAGUCAUCACGAUGCGGUCUCCGUGUCGUCCAACGGUGGUAAAGAAGACGAACAGAAGUUAGCAAACAGCCAGAGCUCGUCACAGAGUAAAAAGCAGCGAAAAGCGCGAACGGCAUUCACGGAUCACCAGUUGCAGACGCUGGAGCGCAGCUUCGAGAAACAAAAGUAUCUGAGCGUGCAAGACCGAAUGGAACUCGCGGCCAAAUUGCAGCUCACCGACACGCAAGUCAAAACGUGGUAUCAGAAUCGAAGAACAAAAUGGAAGCGCCAAACGAUAGUCGGCUACGAGAUCCUCGCGGAAGCCGGCAACUACGCGGCUCUUCAACGCCUCUACCCAGCAGCUUCGCCGUACUACUACUCGCCAGCAGCGGCCGCGGCGGCGGCAGCGCAUCACGCGCAAAACGAUUUGCUGUAUCGCCAGGCCGCCGCGGCAACGCUACAGCGACCGAUGCCCUAUCGCCUGCAUCCGACACCGGCGAUGAUACUCGCAGGACCAAGCGCGCCGCUGGGCGCACUCACGCCGAACGCCGCAGCCGCAGCCUCGUUCAACAGUCUCGGUGGCCUCGACAAUGGUUACUUGAGCCGAGAGGCGCGCGAACCUGGCGAUCCUGGCAGCGCGGCGGCCUUGGAGCAGCAACGCGACAGGCAAUUGCAUCAACAGUUUCGCGCCGAGAGGAGUAGUCGAAGUCGAAGUCGGAGCCGCUCUCCUGCUGGCAGGCGGGAAUCGCCCGACACGCCCACUAGUAUCUGCAAACCCGACAGCGACGACGAGAGCAUACACGACGUGUAAAGCAAGUGGCGAGUCGCUCUCUCGAUCGUGCGUAAUAGUGCCAAAUCGGUGCUCUGCUCAACGAGGGAAAGCGAAACUAGGAACUGAUCUUUGCACGUGGCUGCGGGCAACUUUGGAACGCAGCUUCCCAUUGGAAAGGCCGUUGUCGUUGAAGCGAGUUUCGAUCGCAGUUUGUCACCGGUGAAAUCGGCGCAAGUGAACCCAGCAAGGACGUCGUCGGGAAAGAAGCCAGGCGAAAUAUUUUACACGACGAGCUCCAAAAGAACCCGUACGUGGCGUCCCGGUAACCGCAAUUAAUAUAACAUUAACGGGCCGCAGUGUGACACGUGACCGUGGGCAGGACUUUAUACAUACAAUGUUGCCUGCUGAAACUCCUUUCUUUCUUUCGUAUUCAGUCGCAACGAUAAUGAAAGACCUGAUUGAUACAAUAACGAGCACGCAUGGACAUUUUUCGCGUAAAAAAUACGCUGUUCGGGCAUUAAUUACUGUACACCCUUCCCCUCCCAUCCCGCGUGAGUGCUCGUUAUAGACAUUUGUAGAUAUAUUUACACUUGAUUCUUUAGAUUCCUUUGCCCCUCAUGCCCCCUUCUGUGCGUGUACGAUAGAGAGUGUACGUGGAGGUCUAGUGUAACUUACGUACUAUUAUGAUAUUUUCUGUUUGUUUAUUUAUUCGAGAUGGAGCCCAUGGGAAAGAGAGAUUGUGCAAUUGUGCGAGCCGAUCACGAUGUGGUAUACCCAACGGAGCUUGGCUAUUUAUCCAAAAUUUUCGCGCAUCCUUCAACGAUGAACUUGAAUUUUAAAGAGGUGCUCCUCUUCUGAACGAAAAACUCAACUUUCGUUGGGUAUACUUAUGUAUAAUCUUUUGAUUGUUCUCAUGGACGCUAAACGUUGAUCUUGUAAAUACGAUGAAUUUCUUUUCUGCAAGAAGAACAAAGUGGAGUAUUAUGUGGCGUUGAGUUUUUCAGCUUGUACACAAAAAAGACACGAAUAUAGGACAAGUACAAUUAUAAUAGGAUUACUAUUGUAGAGCUGUACGCUACAUUAAGCAGCGAAGUAUCCUAGAAGCCGUCGUAGGUUGUUUCCGCAUUUGCCGCCCAACGACAAAACAUUCGUUGUUUUCUUCGUGGUGAGUGCACAGCUGAUGAAAACGACGAACAAGAACACAAAUACAUACAACACACACACACACGCGCACACGCACACAGACACAGCUAACCCAGUUUGUUAGAGUCGAAUUUCAGACGCAUUCCUCGCUGCGCGCUCAGCAAGGGGGAAUAAUAUGGCGCUUUUCCCCUUGCGCAUCGCGCGCGGGAGUACCAGUAUUAUAAAUGUAUAAAAUUACCUAGAUUUUACCGUAUGGUGUGCGCGACAAUGGCGAAUGUGCGAGGUGUGUCAGUUAUACGUGCGACUGUGCGUCGAUGAAGGGAUACGAAGAUACAAAAACAAAAAAACAAAUAAAAAGAAAAAUAAAUACAAAAAAAGGAAAACAACAACAGGUAACCUGGUUGGAUGUUUUUUGAUUGAUCGAUCGCGACGAUCGUCACUCAACGAAGCCGGUUUUCUAUAUUAAACGUUGUAAGUCCUUCCCCUUCUCCUCUAUCCAAUUCCCUUUUCUUCCCAGUCCCGUUUCCCAUGCUUCCAAAUGCAGCAAAGAAUAUUUAUAAGUAAAUUCAUGCUUUGUAACAUAAUGUCUGUAUAGCAAAAGAUGUAUGGAAAAUAUAUUA